Rhodamnia argentea is the source of this 574-nucleotide messenger RNA. RefSeq lists its product as uncharacterized. The coding region runs from base 76 to 390 and encodes 104 amino acids. The transcript is spliced from 3 exons. The record is from RefSeq and is a predicted model, not a curated record. NCBI's taxonomy places the organism in Eukaryota, Viridiplantae, Streptophyta, Magnoliopsida, Myrtales, Myrtaceae.
CUGUCAAAUCUAAUGCUUCCGAUUCACAAGAAAAAGAACGAAUAAGAGAGCGGAGUUCAACAUAACCAAUCUGUAAUGGGCUGUGAUUUCAUCAACAACAGAGCGAGCACAGCGUUGCCAAAAGCCAAGCCUCAGAACAGAAAUCGCUCGACACAUCAAAUUCACAUAACUCAAGAGAGCUCACCUCGAGUUAAAGUCCCUGUAUGCAAGCGGCGAUGCAAGAUCCAUGUCCAGCUGAAAGCACGGUGCAUGGAAGGACAUGAAGAAAAGCGUAACAAUGGGCAUUCAACUAGAAGAGCAGCUUUUCUAGUCAGCAGCUGCAAACGAGGUCAGACAAAUUCAUUAAGUGGCUUCUACAUCUGCAAAUCAACAAUCAUUAACAUGCCAUGAAAUUGGUAAGCGAAUUGAAGAAGAAGACUGCCAAAAAGCUUUCCAGAAAUGGAGAAACUUGUGCCUGGCAAUGGCCAACAAAAGGGUAUAGCAAUGGUCAGACUCCGACAGCGGACAGAGAGGAAAGUUGAAAGCAAACAUGAUAUGAUUAUGUGUAUAAAUUUCACGCUUCAGAGACAAAUUG